AUGGGCUUGACUACGGCACAAAGCAACAGCACCCUGGUGGUUCUUGGGCUUAGCAAAGACGAAGGAAAAACCCUGCAAUUCGAGCAAUUGAAUGCCCUCGCGAAGGGAAACUACUUUACCGAAGAAACCACUCUGAUACAAGAUACUGUUGCACUUUGCUGGUGCGAGAGUGCAAAACUCGUCUCUGAGCUUGUGAAGCGGCUGGAUACUCUCCACGUGUCAGGGUGUCAGAUACAGGCACUCUCUCUCUCGCGGUAUUUAGCGAUGUACUCCGUUGGGAAGGCUUCUCUCAGCAGGCCGCAGCUCUUUAAACCUGCCGUUAAGAAGAUCAUAGGAGAAAAAGACGUUAAAUUGUGGAGGUCUGAAGCCCUGGGGGAGCAGUUCGUAGUAUACAACGAAGACACGCUCUCGUGCUACCAGCUCUCGAAGAUGUUUCCCUGCCAGGUUCUCCGGUCUAAGGCCCUGAAAGAGAUGGAGAUCUCCGUUUGGGACGACCUGAUCCUCGCACAGAAGCAGAAGAACCUGUUCGUAUACGGGGGAAACCUCGACCUCAUCGACGGAUUCUCCCUCGACGGGAUAGUUUCGUACUACGUCCUGGGAGAGCAUAUUGUUGUGGGAUGCGCUGUAAAUAGCGAGGAAAUAGAGUGGAGCAUAGAGAGUAUAUAUAGGAAAAAGCACGUAAAGACGAUCCGGAUCAGCAGAAAGCACAGCCUCAGCAUCUCCAAGGGCCUCACGCACUUCGCAGUCUCCGAGGAGGGCGGAUCAGCAGUUUCUGUCCGGGCUUUACACGGGGAGGAAGACGUAGUAUUCCCAGAGUACGCAGAGAAGAGUCCGGGAAGAAAGAUCGAGGGAUUUAUGUCCCCGUAUGAUAACGUCUUUUUUGUGAUAAAAACAAGCAACUUCAGCACAGAACUCAUCCUGCACUCCCUGGACUCGGGACAGGUUAUUCGCAGAAAAGUCUUCUCAAAUAUAGAAAAGUGUACGGUUUCAUUUUCAGAGGGAGAAGUCGCAAUUUGCAACGUGAGAACAGUCUCUGGGAAGCCCUCGCACUUCAUAGAUAUAUGGAAUGUCGACGGAGUCCGCGUGAUCUCGAAGGCCCUCGGAGAAAACGUCCGCGGAGUCCACCCGAGCAGGUAUUCCGUCGUGGUUCAGCUGCAGGGAGGCACGAAAGUCUACAGGAGAGUGCAGAAUAGACUUCUGGAGGGAGCCCUCCUGCGAGAACCUGCUUCAACCGUGGUAGCAGGGGAUAUAACAGCCCUGGGAUCGGAGAUGGAGGCAAUUUCCAUCGUCGGGAGAGACGGAGAAGUCAUCAAUAGAAUCCCGGAGGGCGGGGCAGGGAAGAUCCUCGUUUCGCCUUUUGGGCUGUACAUCGCAGUUCUCUGCGGGGAGCAAGUGAGAGUCCUCGACAUCUGCGGGAAGGAGGUUUUCGCCUCGAAUGUGAAGAAGGAGUGCGGAUUCUUCUGGAGAACGGUCAUAAAGCCCACGGAAGAAGCAACUCUCGGAGAGGAGGAAGUCCAGAAGUACAAGGCAGAAGACGUCCUCAGAAGGAGAGAGGCCAGGCGCCAGUUCAUGCGGGAGAACGAGGAAAAGAUCAGCGAGUGGAGAGCCUUCCUGCAGGAGAUGAAGGAGUUCCAGGGGAAGUGCGCGAGUUAG
Molecule: messenger RNA, 1653 nt
Organism: Nematocida major
Lineage: Eukaryota; Fungi; Microsporidia
Exons: 1
Coding region: 1-1653 (550 amino acids)
Source: RefSeq, a predicted model, not a curated record